GUCUCUGUUUUUUCAAAUGCGUGCAAACGGCUUAAAGUCUUGAUCUUUCUUGUAGGGUUUUUGGGUUUCUCUGCACCCUCAAGAUCAUGGCCUCGUCUACGGCUCAGAGCAAGAAACAGUUUAAGAGGUCUAUGACUAAGAAAUCACACUCAUGGUGGUGGGAUAGUCACAAUUCUCCCAAGAACUCAAAAUGGCUUGCAGAGAAUCUUGAGAAGAUGGAUGACCGAGUGAACCACAUGUUGAAACUGAUUGAAGAAGACGCAGACUCUUUUGCCAAGAAAGCUCAGAUGUAUUUUCAGAAGCGUCCCGAGUUAAUCCAGCUUGUCGAGGAAUUCUACCGCAUGUAUCGUGCAUUGGCUGAGCGUUAUGAUCAAGCUAGUGGUGAACUUCAGAAGAACCAUACAUCUGAGAUUCAGUCACAGAGCUCUCUUGAGUUAUCAUCUCCUACCAAAGAGAAGUUGAGUCGCCGUCAAUCUGGCCAUAAAGAAGAGGAAGAUUCAUCAUCUUUGACUGAUUCCGGUUCUGAUUCUGAUCAUUCAUCUGCCAAUGAUGAAGACGCUGACGAGGCACUGAUCCGAAGGAUGGCUGAUUUAGAGCUUGAGCUUCAAGAGACAAAACAGAAACUCCUUCUACAACAGGAAAGUGUUAAUAAUGACAACAAUGUUGAUCUCCUUCAGAAAAAUGCUGUUUAUGAGGGAGAGCUUAAAGAAGCUAAUGAGAAGAUGCGAAUGCACGAAGAAGAGAUCGCUAACCUGAAGAAUCAGCUUCAGAGCUGCAUGUCCUUUGACAAAGAAACUCAUCUUGGUGCUGAAGAAAAGAGUCUUGAUUUGGAUAAAGAGGACACUAAAGAAGAUGCAGCAGCUACAAAAGUGCUAGCCUUGGAGGAAGAACUGAGUAUCGCGAAAGAGAAGCUUCAACACUUUGAGAAAGAGACUUAUUCUUUGAAAAUUGAGCUCGAACACGGUAAAGAUACUGAGGAGAAGCUGAAGAGUUUACAGCAUGAGCUUGAGUUGGCUCAGAAAGACACUGAUGACUACAUAAACAAGCUUAAUGCAGAGAAGAAAGAAGUCUUGAAGUUGCAGGAGAGAUUAGCGAUGGUGAAAACUAGUUUACAGGAUAGAGAUAACGAGAUACGGGCAUUGAAAACUGCGGUCUCUGAUGCUGAACAAAAGAUAUUUCCCGAGAAAGCACAGAUCAAGGGAGAAAUGUCGAAGAUGCUCGAAGAAAGAAGCCAACUUGGGGAGCAACUUAGAGAGCUGGAAUCACAUAUAAGGCUGAUCACGGAAGAGAAAGCUGAAACAGAGGAGAAACUUAGAGGAGAAGUUGAGAAAAUCAGCGUAAUGAGAGAUGAGAGCAAUAUGCUAAGAGAAGAGAUUGGGAAGAGAGAAGAGAAGAUAAAGGAAAUGGAGAAGCAUAUGGAGGAGCUUCACAUGGAGCAAGUGAGGCUGAGAAGACGGUCGAGUGAGCUUACAGAAGAAGUGGAAAGGACGAGAGUAUCUGCAUCAGAAGUGGCUGAGCAGAAAAGAGAAGCUAUAAGGCAGCUGUGUAUGUCUCUUGACCAUUACAGAGAUGGAUACGACAGGCUUUGGAGAGUUGUUGCAGGACAUAGGGGUAAGAGAGUAGUGGUCUUAGCAACGUGAAGCGUAAGAACAAUGACUAUGUGCAGGACAUGCUUUGUGUUCUUUUGGACUUAAAUGUUGUUUUAAGGGCCGUUAGUUGAUGUUGAAAAUAGGUUGGAGUUGAAUAAUGUAUGUUGAUAUAG
Molecule: messenger RNA, 1762 nt
Organism: Arabidopsis arenosa
Lineage: Eukaryota; Viridiplantae; Streptophyta; Magnoliopsida; Brassicales; Brassicaceae
Source: the annotation of a GenBank genome assembly